AUGGGGGUCCUCCGCAUCCUGGCGGCAGCGUUUGCCGUUAUAGCCCAACCCCCAUUGCGCUUUGGUACGCCUCCUGAGACUUUCCCUCCUGAAACAGAAACCAGCUUGAUUCCCCAAAUAGACUCUGAGCUGCUUCUUCAUGUCCAUCCCCUUGAGCUGACAUUCAUGUUGUCAAUAUCGUUGGAAGUGCUGAGAAAAAAGAAGGCGGCUUCGAUGUCUUCUAGCUGCUCGCUGCAUCUAGAUAACAAGGGAAACGACCGCGUCGUGUUCCUGCUUGUGGCCAACAGCCCCAGUAGGUACCUGGCAAAGGAUCCACUCUGUGGCGUUGUGCCGCCAAGGUGUAUCUACACCCUCACUCUAACAAUGUGCAAUAAUAAGCAGCAGGCAUUGUCGAUGCCGUCGAUAGAUAGCGGUGCCGACUACUUCACACUGCAUAGCGUUGUGGUGGGCCAAUAUGAGCUCGACAAAGAUACCAUCUCUGCUGAGUACGAAGAAUUUUUCAAGAAAACCAAAGAGGAGGCCGGGCAUGAGGUACAAGAGGUGGCGUUGAAUGUUAUCUGUUGUCAACAACAAGCUGAUUGUGGGACAUCAUCUGAUUCUGAGCCAACUGGGCCCACAGUUGAGAUCAUAACCAAGGCAGAUGCUCUGGAAGUUUCGUCCAUGGAUGUGCAUCCAAUUGAACCUUGGAUUAUGACAACGCAUCGCGUGGGGAGCCUUCGUGUUUGGAACUACAAGACAAUGGCAAUGCUGAAGUCAAUUCAAGACGUCACAGAUGAACCAGUAAAUGUGGCUAAAUUUGUCGUACGUGAGAAAUGGAUUGUUGCUGGUGAUCGCAACGGGUGCAUCCAUGUGCACAACUAUGAAGAAAAUGAAGAAGUAGAGAGCUUUUGUGCUCACAGUAGUUGCAUCACAACUUUGGCUGUGCAUCCAACGGAUCCAUUUGUGUUUUCUUCAUCUAAUGAUGCUGGUCACCUGAUCAAGCUUUGGAACUGGGACAAUGAUUGGGAAUGCAAAGAAUUUCAUGGACACGUUGGCACAGUGACGCAAGUAACCUUUAACCCAAAUGACUCCAAUAGUUUUGCUAGUGCUUCCAAGGAUGGCACUGUCAAGAUCUGGAGUAUUUGUUCCGAUGACCCCAGUAAGAUCAUCACAUUGAAAUUGGAUGAGCAUGGGCUCUGUGUUGACUACUUCACACGCAAUAAUCAACAACAUCUGAUCGUGGGAUGUAAUGACAAGACCGCACAGAUAUGGAAAUUGGAGACGAAAGAGCGUGUACAUGAGCUAGAAUCGCAUACAAACCUUAUUAGUGCCGCCAAUUUGCACCCGGAACUUCCAAUAUUAAUCACAGGUUCAUUUGAUGGGACUGUACGCAUAUGGAACUCCAUUACCUACAAGCUUGAGAACGUAAUUGGUUUCCACCUCGGGGCAGUUUAUGCUUUUGGAUGUAUGAAAGGCUCAAGAAGGAUCGUGGUCGGGUGUCACCAGGGAAUAGCAAUGAUGGACAUUUCUUUGCCUUAAACACUAUGUUGCUAUCAGAGCAACACAACAGGAAAACAUCAAGAGCAUAUCAAAUUUAUCAAGUGUUGUUUGCCUACGUUGCUUAUUGAUGACUAAGACUUAAGAUCUGAUUGCAUUCAGGGUUGUGGUUAUAUUGAUAGGGUGUUUUAAUGUAUCCAAUAUAUAUGUUAGAGGCAAAAUAUGUGUAGAAAGCACAUCAGAACUGAUACUCUACAAGCAAAAUAUUUAGUUAGCAGCACUACUGCUGCAUCGCGAUACCUUUUUCCAUGUUUUGAGAGACUAAAACAAAUAUGGUAUACUGAACUUUAAAAAGUAGCACGACUAUCCAGCCUGGGCCAGUGAUGAUCCCAGCCUAUCACAGCCAGGUGACGGGUGCAUUUGUACCCAUCAUUUCAUUAGUUCAUUCAUUCUGGA
Molecule: messenger RNA, 1932 nt
Organism: Aegilops tauschii subsp. strangulata
Lineage: Eukaryota; Viridiplantae; Streptophyta; Magnoliopsida; Poales; Poaceae
Biological process (GO): endoplasmic reticulum to Golgi vesicle-mediated transport; intracellular protein transport; intra-Golgi vesicle-mediated transport
Cellular component (GO): COPI vesicle coat
Molecular function (GO): protein binding
Source: RefSeq, a predicted model, not a curated record